Messenger RNA from Cheilinus undulatus (humphead wrasse), 11563 nucleotides. RefSeq names its product striated muscle enriched protein kinase a (gene spega). The record is from RefSeq and is a predicted model, not a curated record. NCBI's taxonomy places the organism in Eukaryota, Metazoa, Chordata, Actinopteri, Labriformes, Labridae. Gene Ontology annotation, biological process: protein phosphorylation. The coding region runs from base 650 to 10609 and encodes 3319 amino acids. The transcript has 42 exons. Gene Ontology annotation, molecular function: protein kinase activity; protein binding; ATP binding.
UCUAAAGGGCCUGGAGUGUGGGAGCGUUUGUGUGAGUGUGAGUGCAGGUCGUACAUGGCAGCCAAAGAAAUGUGACCUAUCCGUGGUGGUGCAGCUGUCGUGUCCAACCUGACUGAGCUGGGGGUGAAGCAGUGAGAUGGGAGAGAGAGGCAUGAGCUGGUUUAAGCCCUAAAGAGGUACAAAAGUUUGAUUCUUUGAAUGUAAACAAAGGUAGAAGAAGCAGAAGGAGGAGGCCGGAGUGGUUUGACAUUUAGGAAAGUGAGCCCUCUUUCUCUCUCAGCAGGGUCAGAGCUGUUGAAAAGGGACCAUGGCCGUGGCUGAUAAUGCUACAUGAUCUCGGGUGGACUUACACCUAGAGGCCGAGCUCGCUAAAGGACACAGAGACACACAAAUGAUUUGAGAUGACACAUUUCGCUCAAUGGAUCCUGUUACCUUCGCUCGGACUUUGCGGGGAUGUCCAAAGGGAUUCUUUACGGCUGUGAUGGCAAGAGUGAGUCCCCAGUCCCCCAGCCGAGGUCAGACAUCCUCUGUGAGCCCAGAGACAUCUGAACCGAUGGAGUCUCUCAGAGGAGGCCUUCAAUAACCACUGCUCAUCUUGAUACCAAAAUCAAUCACCAGAAGGGACAGUGCUUGAAGAAGAGAGAUCAACAUGUCCAGUCCCAGUCUCACCUCAACCUCCAAGAGGCCCAGAAACUCAAAAGACAGAGGCGAUGGGGUUGGAACGCAAGAACCAGCACCCCCGGUUUUCACCCGUAAACUCCGUAAAGCAGCCGUAGGAACUGGCUGUGAUAUCCGACUGAGGGUGUCUGUGUCGGGGUUUCCAACACCUACACUGACGUGGUUCCACAAUGAUGAGCUGCUCCCUCCCUCAGAGAACCAGGACUCAGGAGGGCUGUGGAUACGGGACUGUCAUACGAAUGAUGCUGGCUUGUAUGCUUGUGUGGCGACCAAUGAGCUGGGGGAGGCUAGCUGCAGCGCUUUGGUGGCUAUCAUGGACCUUGGUGAAGACUCUGAGACCACCGAGGAUGAGACCACAGAACCCCAGAUGGAAACCAAAGAAGGGCUCGGGAGGCACCAGGACAAGGCGGGAAGGAGAGGACAUCAAGGUGAGGGAGGAGGGAUGAUGGACUAUAACCCCGACGCUCCUGAUCGCAGAGCCACCCUCCCAGGCGGCUAUGACCCCGUGGUGGAACGUGAGCUCCGAGCUCUCGGCUCCCGCCCCCCAGGGUCCCACUUUGACCCCACAAACCCAGCCAGGAGUCAAACUGCUACCGAUUCCUCCUGUGCCCCCUUGUCUUCUGCCCAGCCAUCUCCCACUGCACACAAAAACAUCCCAAACCAAGACCUGGACAAAGCCAAACAUUCAGACCCUCAAACUACCAAGGCAGACCAAGCAGCAGGUGUAAACAGUGUAGUCAUGACGCCCAAAAUGGCUCGCGCAGGGCCUAAGAUCUUCGACAAAGUCCGUGCUUUCGAAGAGCGAAGGGCAAGCUUGGACUUGCCAGGGGGAGCAGCAGGAUCAGGGCUUGGACGAGCAAGUUCUUUUGACUCGGACGACAGCGGAAAGAAAUCCGGAGGCCUCACUAAAGAGGAGGGUCGACUCCUGCAAGGGGUAGCCCAGAAGCGAGCCGCCUUCAAGCAACGGGCCUCAUCUUUAGAGGACAAGACAAGCUACUCCCAGAAGGUCCAGACCUACCAGAGCAAGUUCGCAGAGGAGCUGCAGCGCAUCAAGAAACUGGUGGGGAAGCCCAGCUUGAAGAAGGCGUAUUCCACCGAGCAGCUGUCCCAGAAAGAGAGGCUGACCACAGGGAAAGUGGAGCCCAUUCCUCCACAAGUGGUGAAAAAGUUGGAGGCCCGGGAGCGAGCCCUGGGGGACGCCAGAGUUGAAGAACUGCAGAUGUCUCGACAGGGGAAAGGGAAUCAAAGUACUGAAAAGGAAAACAUGACACAGCCAAAUCUACCAGUGGAUAUCUCAUCAGGAGGAAGCACAGGGAAUAUCUCUGUUGCCAUGGAGACAGCACCGGAUAACCAGUUACCAGGGAAACCAUUGCCAACAGCAACAAGGACAAGCAUCACCAGGGAAAUCCUACAAAACUCUCCGGCAGCUGACAAAGACACACUUGUUGCCACGACGCAUAAACCCUCAUCCCCAGUUAGAGAUCUGGGGGCCGAUUCAAAGAUGGAAACCAAGAUGGAUGACAAAUCAGACCACAGAUCGCCAAGCCCGAGCGGGAAGAGAGCAUCCCCGGUAACCGUGAGGCAACCAGGGUCUCAGUAUCCACCCAAGCCACCCAGACUCACCCCAUCACCCACCCCUUCCAUCAGUCCGCUCAUGAAAAGGAGGAAGGCUGAAAUGGGGCGAACGUCUCCGGCCUUGAAGGUGAAUAUCCCUACGAUUUUAGUGGAGGAUGAGCCAAUGGAGACGGAAUGUGCUCAGGACGGGAACAAGGAAGAAAGCAGGACCAGGAGGAAGGAGGGGAGGGUUCGCAAGAGCAGGAAAGGCCGAUCAAGUCAACCAAGGUCUCCUGAAGAGGGCGGAUCAUCCGAUGACUCUUACCUGUCUGCUGAUGACGAGCCCGCUGAGGCUCCGAGGUUCGAGAGGCCACUUCAGGACGCCACGGCAUCCAGCAGCAGUGAGGUCACACUGAGGUGUAUAAUCAGCGGUAGUCCAACCCCUACAGUGACAUGGAGGAAGAACAACGUGGAGAUACGGACCGAUGCCUUCCAUGUGGUGAAGUAUGAAGGGGAGCGGCACAGUCUGGUGAUAAAACACAUGAGGCCGAACAACGCCGGGUCGUACUGCGUCUCAGCUGUCAACCCAGCGGGAAGAGCGUCCUGCAGCGCCACUAUCUACAUCCAGUCAGAGCCCACCCACACACAAUGUGGGAAACCAGAAUUCAGCAGUCCCAUCCAAUCAGAUGAGGAGUAUCUGAGCCCUCAAGAGGAGGCCAUGGAGAUUGGGGAGUCACCUGCUCCCACCAAAAGGGUCCACUUUACUGAACCGCCAUCUUUUCAGGUGGCGCCGGCAGAUCAGAGUGUAACUGAAGGUCAGGAUGUCGUCAUCUCAGUGAAGAUCAGAGGGCAGCCCAAACCCAUGGUUUACUGGCUGAAGGACAGAGUCACGGUGAAGACAGCGGGGCGCUUCUCCGUGCGGGAGACGGCCGAGGGCAGCAGCGAAAUGAGAAUCAGCUCAGCUCAGAGGGCAGACGGCGGACUUUAUAUGUGCAAGAUCAUCAACGAGCACGGGGCCAAGCAGGCCGAGUGCAGAGUGGAUGUCAGAGCUGGAUCACAGACAGCUCUGAAAAUCAUCAGGGAGGUAGAAGACGUGGCGGUGAGGGCAGGAGAGUCGGCCAUGUUUGAGUGUUACAUGACAGGACCUCCAGACGUCGAUGUUGACUGGCUGUCCAAUGGGAAGCUGAUCCAGCCGGCACUGCUCAACUGCAAGAUGCAUUUUGAUGGCAGGAGGUGCCGCCUGCUGCUAAAUUCAGUCCAUGAGGAUGAUAGUGGAACAUACACCUGCAAGCUGAGCACUGCCAAAGAGGAGUUAACCUCAAGCGCAAAGCUAAAGGUCACCCCAUCCAGGGAGCCUCUGUUCACCCGUAAACUGGACAUCCUGGAGGUCAUCGAAGGCCGUACCGCUCGCUUUGACUGCAAGGUGAGCGGAUCGCCGGCUCCACGAGUCACAUGGAUGCACUUCGAGACGAGAGUGGAGGAGAGCGAUAAUGUUCGAAUCCUCCAGGAGGGGGGUCGUCACUCUCUUGUCAUCACUCAUGUUAGCAGCGACACUGAAGGCUUCUACACGGCAGUCGCACAAAACAUUUAUGGAAAAUCUGAAUGCACCGCUGAGCUUUACAUGCAAGAACCCAGAGCUGCUAUUGCCUCUCACAUGUCCAAGCUGGAGAAAAUGCCAUCCAUCCCCGAGGAGCCUGAAAUGCUGGAGAGCGAAGUGGAGAAAAGGACCAUGCCGGAUUUUGUCAAACCUCUGGCUGACGUGGAAGUGAUCGAAGGCAAAGAGGCCGUGCUGAAAUGCAAAGUGACGGGGCUGCCUUACCCGACCAUCGGCUGGUACCACAACGGGAAACGGAUAGAGAGCAGCGACGAGCGCAAAAUGGCCCAGCACAGGGAUGUCCACAGUUUGGUUAUUCGGAGUGCUUGUCACGCUCACGGAGGCGUCUAUAAGGCCGUCAUCUCUAAUAAACUGGGCAAAGCCGCCUGCUACGCUCAUCUAUACGUCACAGAUAUCAUUCCUGACCCUCCUGAUGGUCCUCCAGUGAUUGAGGCAAUCACAGGGAAAACUAUCAGCCUGAGCUGGAAGAAACCAAAGAAGCUUGACUCUACAUUUGAUGCUGGCUCCUUGCUCUACGUGGUCCAGCAGCAGCCUCUGGGCUCGAUCCAGUGGUCUGUUGUGGCGUCAAAUCUAAGAGAGACCAACUACACCGUCACAUCCUUGUCUAAAGGAGUCCGCUACGCCUUCAGAGUGCUGACGUCUACUGGGAAGACAACAAGCAAACCAUCUCCAUCCACUGACCUGGUCCAGCUGCUGGACAGAGGACCGUAUCUAAGGAAAGCACCGAUCAUUACGGACAAACCUGACGUUGUUUAUGUGGUGGAGAAUCAACCUGCGAGCAUCACCAUCACUCUGAACCACGUUCAUGCAGUCGUGGCCUGGAAAAGGAGAGGCGUGGUGCUGGCCAACAAACCGGGCGUGUUCGAGAUGAGUAUGCCAGAUGACGACCAGCACACCCUGAAGCUCCAGCGGGUCAAAAGCACAGACAUCGGUCAGCUGGUGGUCACGGCCAGCAACCAGUUUGGCAGCGACCUGUGCACGCUGCAGCUCGCCAUGGCAGUGCCUCCAAAGUUUGAGUCCAUCAUGGAGGAUGUUGACGUGAACAUUGGAGAGACGUCCCGCCUCGCUGUAGAGGUUGAAGGGAAACCAGACCCUGAUAUUCUGUGGUACAAGGAUGAUGUCCUUCUCACUGAGAGCAGCCACUUCACCUUCGUGUACGAUGACCCUGAAUAUUCCCUUGUCGUCCUGAAUGCUCGCCCUGAACACUCGGGCGUGUACACCUGCACUGCGAAGAACCUGGCCGGCUCCAACUCCUGCAAAGCUGAACUCACGGUGCACACAGAGCCACAAGAAGCAGCCGAGCCAAUGGAAGAUGAGGGAACCAUCCUGAGGAAGAUGAGGCGCUUGACGGAUUAUUAUGAUCUCCACAAAGAGAUAGGGAGGGGAGCCUUCUCUUAUGUGAAGAGGGUGACUCAGAAAAAAGGAAAGGACGACUUCGCUGCCAAGUUCAUCUCCGCCCGAGGGAAGAGGAAAGCUGUGGCCCUCCGAGAGAUGGACCUGCUGUCUGAGCUGGACAAUGAGAGGAUUCUCUAUUUCCACGAUGCCUUUGAGAAGAAGAACGUGGUGGUGAUCAUCACAGAGCUAUGUCACGAGGAGCUGCUGGAGAGGAUGGCCAAAAAAACAACAGUGAAGGAAGUGGAGAUCCGUUCCAGUGUGCAGCAGGUUCUUGAAGGUCUUCGUUAUCUGCACCAGAAAAACAUUGCCCACCUUGAUAUAAAGCCAGAAAACAUCCUGAUGGCAGCUCCUGCAAGCGACCAGAUCCGCAUUUGCGACUUUGGCAAUGCAAUGAAACUGCAGAAAUCAGAGGAGUUUUACUGCAAAUACGGCACGCCAGAAUACGUUGCACCAGAGAUUGUUAAUCAAACUCCAGUCUCCACAGCAACAGACAUAUGGCCCGUUGGUGUCAUCACUUACCUCUGCUUGACUGGUGUGUCUCCUUUCGCUGGCGAGAAUGACAGAGCGACUACCUUAAACAUCCGUAACUACAACGUGGCGUUUGAAGAGAGCAUGUUUUCUGACCUCUGCAAAGAAGCAAAGGGAUUCGUCAUCAAACUUUUGGUGGUGGACAGACUGAGGCCCAGUGCUAUCGAGUGCCUUCGCCAUCCUUGGUUCAAGUCACCAACGAACAAAAGCAUCAAUACAGCGAUGUUAAAGCAAGUUUUGUCGAGGAGGCGAUGGCAGCGUUCUCUUAUCAACUAUAAAUCCAAGAUGGUGAUGCGCUCGAUUCCUGAACUUUUAAACGACUCUUCCAGCCAUGUCUCCAUCGCUGUGGCACGGCACUUAAAAGAAGGCUCCCCUCCGCCCUCCUCCUCCUCAGACUCGGAUGCAGAUGUGGAUGAGCUCCCCUUUAUUCCUAUGCCGCUGUCCAUGGUCUUUUCUGGUUCAAGGGUCUCUCUUAACGAGAUCCCAGGGGAUGACGAUGCAACUGUGCGGCCCGCUGUGGCGUCUGAUGGGACAAAGAGGAAGGAUAACGUGGAGAUAGCAGGUACUAGAGGAGGGGUUAAUAAGAGAGAUAAAGAAGGAACUGCUAAUGAGGAGGAAGCAGAAAAGACAAAACCAGCUCCUCUGAAGAAAGGAUCAAGCGUGGAGUCGGAGGAUUCACAGACUAAAGCACGGCGGGCGACGAUGAGGAGAGGCAGCUCUGCUGACUCAGCACUGCUCCUCCACAUCGACCCAGGGGAGGGAGAUUCAAAUAAAGAUUCAGAGCCGAGUAACAAGAGCUUGAAAAAAGCUGUUUCAAUGGAGCUGCCCAAUCGCAGCCCGAGCCCCGGGGCGGCAAAGUUAAGCCAGGAGGAUUACGCCCUGAAACUGGAACUGAUGAGGCAGCGGCUGCUCAGGGGAGGCAGCAUGGAUAAAAAGAUGAGCGGCCUGCGCGGACCGUUGUUUGAAACACUCGGGAUGGAGGAUGAGCGCCGCACAGGGUCUCUGGAUCGCAAUUUGAGGAAAUCAAGAACAGGACCCUCGGCACUUACAAGAGCAGCGUCAUCUGAGACUCCUGGGGAGGAUGUACCAAAGACUAAAGUGUUUCGUAAAAGCGCCUCCUUCACUCAGGGAGAUUCUGAGCCCAUGCCCUUGCACCGCAGGUUCGGAGCCCCCUUAGAGAUCCCGUCUGCAGGCAGUGGUAGCACAGACGCGAAGAAGCUCCAGGAGGCAACGUCGAUGUCCGCACUCACAGAACAAACAUCUCUAGAGUCUUCACCAACUUCAUUUAUAUUCCCAACGUCAAGACUGGACCAACAGAACAAUGUGAAAGAAAGCAGGGAUGAAGUGACAGAAAAAAGGACCAAAAACCAGUCAGAAAAGGCAGAAUCAGACUCUAUGUCACCUUCUGUAGUCACUCCUAUUAUUGUAAUCGAGGAGGAGGAUGAGGAAGAUGAGAGGAAAGAGAAUCAUGAGUUACAUAUUAAUGAAAAAGAUGAAAAUGAAAAUUUGGAAUUGGCAGAAAAUAGUAAGGUGUCAUCUGCAAAUGAGAGUAUCCCACCAUCUAAAAUAUCUGAAAAAACAGAGCCAAAAAGCCCUAUGACUUCAAACGAUACAAAGUCUUCAGAUAUGCCGACAUUACCUGAACAUGCCGCUGUAUUCGCUAAAGUAGCCACAGGGGAUAGAUCUCCAGUUUCCACAUCAUCAAACCCUGAUCUCCCUGCCCUCCCACGCCAGCCGGUGCUCAGAACAGACAUAAAAGACAUCGACUCAGAGGAGCUCUUUGAAGCCCGCUUUAAAAAACGAGAGUCGUCUUUGACUCGCGGUCUCCGGAAACUGACCAGAAACAAAUCAGAGGAGAAAUCACCUGUGCUUAGCCGAAAGGGAGUUGAAGGGGGAGAGGAGGUUUACAGGCCGGGGCCGAGAGGGGCUCCACUUGAAAUGGUGUCUAAAGGACUGCAGGAGAAAUCCAAAUCUGUUCAGGAUUUAAGAGAAGAAGAUAAGGAAGCAGGGCUUGGUCUGAUUGGGAGGUUUUCCCUACGGGCGAAGAGGUCAACAUCCGUCGACAAGAAGGGCGAGAAACCAAAGGAGGAAAAGCAGCAGGAUGUGAAAGAAACUGCCGUCAGCAAGAGGGUUUCAUGGGCGAUCGGUCGCAGCAAGUCUCUGGAUACAAAAGAGCUGAACAGUGCACAGAAGCAGCUGGAAGAAAAGGAGCAAAGAAAAGCAGAGGAGUCGUCGGUUUCUGCCAUGAGGCGAAAGUUUGAGUCCAAAGUGGCUGGGAUAUCGGCCAGAAUAAGGACCCAGUCAGAAGAGAGGAAGGAUAAAGACAGUGAAGGAAGUCAGAAAGAUCUGAAGAAAGUCUCCGAUUCUCCAGUUCUAGCAAUGAGGAACAAGUUUGAAAAUAAAGUGGCGGGAAUUUCCAGCAAAAUCAGGAGUCAAUCUGAGGAGAGGAAAGACGAUGCAGAAGGGAAAAGGACGCCCCUAUUUGCACGUCAUCGCCAUUCCCAAUCAGAGGGGCGAGGACUGAAAGGAAUGGGCAUUCCAGAGAAUCAGCUUGCCAAACAAACGGGGGCCGGUGCCUCCAAGGAGUCCAUUGAAUCCACUUCAAGCAUCCAGUCUGAGAGUGACAGGCGAUCGCGAUGGGAUAGGUGGGGUUUAUCACGGAGUAAGAAAGACAAAACCCCAUCUCAGACGGAUCUGCAGUCAUCCGCCCCCAAAGAGGAGGGUUUGUCAAAGAGCCAGCAGUUUAUCCGCUCUGCUUCGGAUUUCGCUCCUGUUUUCCACAUCAAACUGAAAGACCACGUCUUAUUGGAGGGAGAACCCGUCACUCUGAGCUGCCUCCCCGCUGGGAGUCCACAUCCAGAGAUUACAUGGAUGAAAGAUCGCAAACCGCUCGAGGUUGAAGACAGAGUCAACCUCGUGUCACACCCAGACGGCAGGCAGCUUCUGAUGAUCAUGAAAUCCAGCCACAAGGACGCUGGAGUUUACGAAUGUGUCGCCACCAACCCCAUCGCAACCAUCACUACCUCCUGCACGCUUUCCAUAGCCAGUGUCCCUAAACGCCCAGGAACCCCUGAAGUCCCUCAGACGUACAACAACACGGCUCUGGUUCUGUGGAAACCAGCUGACACCAAGUCACCAUGCAGCUACAACCUUGAGAGAAAGACAGAGGGUGAUUCUAACUGGAUGACUGUCGCCACCGGGGUCGUCGACUGUUACUACAACGUCUCAGAUUUACCGCCAGGGGCUGCCUUUAGGUUCAGAGUCUGCUGUGUGAACAAAGCAGGACAAGGACCGCACAGUAACAGCUCUGCUCCCGUCAGCCUUGACUCAACAGCAGGAGGAAGUCCACCUGCCGUAGCCGUUGUAAAAACAAUCCCACCUGCGCCUGUCGUCACCUCCUCAGUCACCGUCCCCCCUCUCAAACCCGUCCAGAACAGCGCUCCCAGGGUCACGGCCUCCGCCAUCACCUCCACCUCUCCUUCUCAUGCUGCCUCUCCUCCACCUGUGGUAGAACCAACCAAGGAGGCUCAGAAAGCCCCCCCCUCUAUCCCAUCUUCAGCUCCAGUCAAAGCUCCUCCACCUUUUGUCCUCCCCAAACCACAGAGUCCCAUAAAUAUAGUGUCCCCUAUGACCCAGACCCCACCCAUAUCUCCUCCUCUCGUGACUCCACCAGCGACUCCACCCAAACCCACAGUGGCUUCUGUUCCCACGUACGUCCCCACCAUUGCCGUCACUGCCCGAGUCGCCCCGAGUCCCAUCUCCUUUACCCCACAAGUGCUGCAGAGCUCCAGCCUAAGCCCCAUCGCUGAUGGAGCCAACACCCCCACCAGGGGGACCCCGUCAGGACGAUCUACACCCUCCACCACACUGCGACAAGGGGUACCACAGAAACCAUACACCUUCUUAGACGAAAAGGCCAGGGGUCGUUUUGGAGUCAUCCGAGAGUGCCGUGAGAACCUGACGGGUAAAAUCUACAUGGCUAAGAUCAUUCCCUACAGCCAGGAGGACAAACAGAGCGUCCUGAAGGAGUACGAGAUCCUAAAGUCACUGCACAACGAGAAGAUCAUGGCUCUGCACGAGGCCUACAUCACGCCGCGGUACCUGGUCCUGGUGGCCGAGUACUGCACGGGAAAAGAGCUGCUGUUCAGCCUCAUAGACAGGUUUCGUUAUUCCGAGGAUGACGUGGUGGGUUACUUAGUCCAGAUCCUGCAGGGAGUUGAGUACCUCCACAACCGCCGCGUCCUCCACCUGGACCUGAAGCCUGAUAACAUCAUGGUGACCAACCUGAACGCAGUUAAGAUUGUGGACUUUGGCAGCGCUCAGAGCUUCAACCCGCUGAGCCUCAGACACAGAGACUCAGGAGCAGGGACGCUCGAGUACAUGGCUCCUGAGAUGAUUAAAGGUGAAGUGGUCGGACCUCCUGCAGACAUCUGGAGUGUUGGAGUCAUCGCACACAUCCUGCUUGGUGGUCGGCUCCCCUUUGAAGACAAAGACCCUGUCCAAGUGGAAUCCAAAAUCCUGAUGGCGAAGUUUGACCCCACUAAACUCUACCCUAACGUGUCCCAAAGUGCCUCCGCCUUUCUCAAAAAGAUGUUGAGCAGUUACCCAUGGGCUCGUCCGACUACGCGCGACUGCUUCUCCCAGGCGUGGCUUCAGGACUCGUACCUGAUGAAGCUGAGGAGGCAGACCCUCACCUUCACCUCCAGCCGCCUCAAAGAGUUCCUGGUGGAGCAGCAGAGCCGCCGCACCGAGGACGCCACCAAGCACAAGGUGCUGCUGCGCACCUACCAGAGCUCGCCCAAGUCUCCAGGCUCUGGGACGGCGACGAGCCUGAAGUGACGGGGAAACUGCAUUUGUGUUGGAACUAGAACCAACGCUGUGAGACGAAUAUCCACCUGGAGAGGAAAACGCUGUGUCGUUUUUUUUAGGAUAGUGAAAGUCAGAGCUGCCUGUAAUCUGCUGAAAGGACACAGGAUGUUCUUUAUUUUUUUGAUCGCACAAUUUCUCAGCCACAUUGUGAGUUCUGAAAUUGCACAUUUGAUUUCACUGUUCUCCACUCUGGAACAUUGGUGUGCAUCGUUUCUUCUUUAGUAGUGAACAACUCAUGUGAAUGUACCAUGAUGAUUUAAGCUGCUAACUUAUUUUGCAUUUUAAAAACCAAAAACAUGAUUUCUUUUCCUUGAAAUUGUUUACCUUUUCAUGUUAAUUUAUUUGCAUGUGCGUGCGCGAACCUUUUCCGAUCCACUUUUUUGACUUAGCACAGAGGGGAAAAUCAAAAAUAAGGAGUGUGUUUGUGAUUGGUGUUAGGAUCAAGACUCUUUUAGGGCAAGUAGGACUUUUUUUGGUAUAAUUUCUUGUUCUGUGGUUGAACGAACUCUUACCGUAACACAAAAGCAGUCAGUAAGUUGCUGUUGUUUCUCAGUAUUACCCGUCGGAUUACCCAGUCAGUGCCUGAAUCGGAUUAAUAUCCAAAAUCUCAAUCUUGUAAAUGUCUCCAUUGAUUCUUACUCAGAACUAUUCAAACUUAAAGAAACAUUUGACUGCUUUUAUUUGGACUUUACAACAACACAAAGAUACUUCUAGAUUCUUACACAACGUGCAGACAUAGAGAACAUGCAGUCCUUGUAAUAAUAGAACGUCUUGUGUAUUGAUCUAUCGCAGUGUUCCUCUUUUUGUAUGAAUUUGGACGGUUGAUGAUUUGUAAAUGUACCAAUUUGCGGUGUUUAUAUGUGGACAAAGUUGAAAAUGUUUUUAUGAGAUAGUCUGUAAUAAACUAUUGAUACAACUGGGAAA